AUCGUGUGCUGAAAAUAUCUUUUAAAUUCUAUUCAUAAUUAAUUUAUCAAUAAUCAUCAAUGAUUUUCAAUCUGUUUUUUCCAGUUUUCGGACACAGCCAUGAUUUCAUGAUUUCAUCAACUCACUGGUAAUUCAACUGAAGUAAAUCAGGCGACAGAGGAUAUUGAGAGGAUGAAUAUAAUGGAUCCAAAGGAGAGAAGACAAACAAACCAAGAUCGUUGUUCAUACAGAGGUUUGAACAAUCGAGGAGCAACCUCCUAUUUGAAUGCAACCUUACAGGUGCUCUUCAUGACCAAAUCAUUCAGAGAGAGAGUGAUGAGAGUUCCCAGUGACCCAAAUGAGAAGUUAGUGUCUGCAUUAAAGGAAAUAUUCCAAGAGCUCAGCAAUCAGGACAAUGGUGCUCCGAGUGUCUCGACUCGUGGAAUAAUCACGUCUCUUGGUAUACAGAACGUAUAUGAGCAGCAGGAUGCUGUGGAAUAUUUCCUAGAUAUCCUAGAGAAAGUAGGCCCUACUUUGGCCGAGGUCUUUAGUGGAACUCUGAGAAACAUCAGAAUAUGUUCAGAAAAUCACAAGUCCCAUGAUGACAGCCCAUUCAAGUCACUACAGAUUCCUGUUAACCCCAGAGAUGGACAGUUCAAACUUGAAGAUGGACUUGAUAAAUAUUUUGAGUCUGCUAUAUUAGUUGAAGAUGACCAGAUGUACUGUGAUGAAUGUGACGAGAAAAGGGAUACGACACUGAGUUGUGAAAUACACGAGUAUCCAGAAAUACUGCCUUUGCACCUUAAAAGGUUUGAGUAUGUCAAUAGAGUUUGUGGGUUUGUGAAAAAUGAUUGCCCCAUGGAUGUGCCGCUUCAUUUACCUCUUCAGGAGCAUGAGUAUUCGCUCUAUGCUGUGAUCAAUCACACGGGUACCCGUUUUGGAGGUCACUACACUGCUGUCAUCCGAUCCUUUACAGAUGACAAGUGGUACCGUUUUGAUGACCGUUGUGUCACAGUGACUGAUGAGAGUGAACUGAAAAGGUCUGGUGAAGCUUUAUUGCUCUUGUACCAGAAAAAGCCCACUGGUUCUUUUGAUGACAGUGAGCCUGGGUCCCCUCUGCCAGAACCUGCUGCUGGCCCUUCAACAUCUGCAGCUGUACUCACAGCACCACCAGGAAGAAGAGCUCAGAGAAGGGUUAGGGAGCAGCCAUCAGAGGUGGAGAUGCAGCUCCUAGAAGCACUCCGGACCCAUCCUUUAGCUCCAGCAGCACCUCCACGCUCAGAGGAUGAGCUCUUCCUCUUGAGUCUUGUCCCUUCCCUGCAGAGGUUGCCGCCUCAGAAGAAAGAAUUCGUCAAAUUUCAUAUACACAAAUUAAUUUAUGAAAGCAGCACAGUUGUGCUUAAUUUGGAACAAGUGGAGCCUACAGAGUAGUUUUAAAAAACAGGCAGCAAUCUCUGCAGGGAAUGAACCAGAGUUUCUCUCCUUUCUCCACUCCUUCACUUUGGCCCUCACUCUUCCCUCUUCCAAGCAAGAUCCUUUUUAUUCCUGCAUGUAGUUGUAAAUGUUCUUUGU
Megalobrama amblycephala (Wuchang bream) is the source of this 1551-nucleotide messenger RNA. Its product is annotated as ubiquitin carboxyl-terminal hydrolase 12-like. The coding region runs from base 172 to 1410 and encodes 412 amino acids. Gene Ontology annotation, biological process: protein deubiquitination. The transcript has 13 exons. Lineage: Eukaryota; Metazoa; Chordata; Actinopteri; Cypriniformes; Xenocyprididae. The record is from RefSeq and is a predicted model, not a curated record. Gene Ontology annotation, cellular component: cytosol; nucleus. Gene Ontology annotation, molecular function: cysteine-type endopeptidase activity; DNA binding; cysteine-type deubiquitinase activity.